Molecule: messenger RNA, 2595 nt
Organism: Chrysoperla carnea
Lineage: Eukaryota; Metazoa; Arthropoda; Insecta; Neuroptera; Chrysopidae
Gene: Sec23
Product: protein transport protein Sec23A
Exons: 10
Coding region: 152-2533 (793 amino acids)
Biological process (GO): COPII-coated vesicle cargo loading; intracellular protein transport; endoplasmic reticulum to Golgi vesicle-mediated transport
Cellular component (GO): endoplasmic reticulum exit site; COPII vesicle coat
Molecular function (GO): GTPase activator activity; zinc ion binding
Source: RefSeq, a predicted model, not a curated record
AAAACUGACGUGGCCGGGUUUGACGUCCAAGUCCAACAAUUAGCAUCCACGAAUGAAAUAUUUUGUGAACUUGUAGUAAAAUGCUUUAUUAAAGUGUAAUUAUAAUUUAAAACCAUAUUUUGUUAAAAAAGUGUUUAUAUAAAUAUAAAAAAUGGCUACAUACGAAGAAUUUAUUCAACAAAAUGAAGAUCGAGAUGGAAUUCGUUUUGCUUGGAACGUUUGGCCUUCUAGUCGAAUUGAUGCAACUCGACUUGUGGUACCCUUAAGUUGCCUGUAUCAGCCCUUAAAGGAAAGACCAGACCUACCUCCAAUUCAAUACGAUCCUGUAUUAUGUACACGCAACAAUUGUCGAGCUAUUCUAAAUCCCUUAUGUCAAGUUGACUACAGAGCUAAAUUAUGGGUUUGCAACUUUUGUUUCCAACGAAAUCCGUUUCCUCCUCAAUAUGCAGCUAUUUCGGAACAACAUCAGCCUGCCGAAUUAAUUCCAUCUUUCUCGACUAUCGAAUAUACAAUAACCAGAGCUCAAUGUUUACCUCCAAUAUUUUUAUUUUGUGUGGAUACUUGUAUGGAUGAAGAAGAGUUGGGUGCUUUAAAAGAUUCUUUACAAAUGUCUCUGAGUUUAAUACCUCCAACAGCUCUUGUGGGAUUAAUUACUUUUGGAAAAAUGGUGCAAGUUCAUGAAUUAGGAUGCGAUGGAUGUAGUAAAUCAUUUGUGUUUCGUGGUACAAAAGAUUUACAAGCAAAACAAAUUCAAGAAAUGCUUGGUAUUGGAAAGUAUGCGGUUCCAGCAGCACCUGGAACUCAACAAAUUCCUGGGCAACAAAUACCUGGCCGACCUGCUGCUCCAGGUAAAUUAAAAUUUAUUGAAAUCAAGAAAUUUUCUAAUGAAAGGUUUUUUAUAGCUGCGCCAGGUGGUCGUUUUAUUCAACCAUUAUCUACAUGUGAUAUGGCAUUAACUGAUUUGAUUGGUGAAUUACAACGUGACCCAUGGCCUGUUGGUCAAGGAAAGCGUUACUUACGUUCAACUGGAGUUGCAUUGUCCAUUGCUAUCGGUUUAUUAGAGUGUACAUAUCCAAAUACAGGAGCUAGAGUUAUGAUGUUCCUUGGUGGACCUUGUUCCCAAGGACCUGGUCAAGUUGUUAACGAUGAUUUGAAACAACCAAUUCGUAGUCACCACGAUAUUCAUAAGGAUAAUGCAAAAUAUAUGAAAAAAGGCAUUAAACAUUACGAUGCGUUAGCUUUGCGUGCCGCUACAAAUGGACACGCGGUCGAUAUUUAUUCGUGUGCUUUGGAUCAAACCGGGUUGAUGGAAAUGAAACAGUGUUGUAAUUCCACUGGGGGUCAUAUGGUAAUGGGAGAUUCUUUUAAUUCAUCACUUUUUAAGCAAACAUUCCAACGUGUAUUUCUGCGUGAUCAACGAAAUGACUUAAAAAUGGCGUUUAAUGGAAUAUUGGAAGUUAAAUGUUCUCGGGAAUUAAAAAUUAGUGGAGCUAUUGGAUCAUGUGUAUCAUUGAAUACAAAAUCACCAGCUGUUUCGGAUUCAGUCAUCGGAUUAGGCGGAACAUCACAAUGGAAAUUCUGCGGGUUAGAUCCAAGUUCUACAGUGGCCAUAUUUUUAGAAGCAGUUGGAGCGCAUGGACAACCGGUUCCACAAGGAGGUCGUGGCUGUGUACAAUUUAUAACACAAUAUCAACACAGCAGUGGUCAAAAACGUAUUCGUGUCACUACUGUAGCUAGGAAUUGGGCUGAUGCUUCAAGUAAUUUACAACAUGUAAGUGCUGGUUUUGAUCAAGAAGCAGCAGCAGUUUUAAUGGCACGUAUGGUCGUUUAUCGAGCAGAAAGUGAUGAUGGUCCUGAUACAUUACGAUGGUUAGAUCGGACAUUAAUACGUUUAUGUCAGAAAUUUGGAGAGUAUAAUAAAGAUGAUCCAAACAGUUUUCGUUUAGCUGAAAAUUUCACAUUAUAUCCACAAUUUAUGUAUCAUUUACGUCGCUCACAAUUUUUACAAGUUUUUAAUAAUUCACCAGAUGAAACGUCAUUUUAUAGACACAUGUUAAUGAGAGAAGAUUUAACGCAAUCAUUAAUCAUGAUUCAACCAAUAUUGUACAGUUAUAGUUUUAGUGGACCACCAGAACCUGUUCUGUUGGAUACAUCAUCAAUUCAACCAGAUAGAAUAUUAUUAAUGGAUACAUUUUUCCAAAUUUUAAUUUAUCACGGAGAGACAAUUGCACAAUGGAGAGCCUUAAAAUAUCAGGAUAUGCCUGAAUAUGAAAACUUUAAGCAACUAUUACAAGCUCCAAUAGAUGAUGCCCACGAAAUAUUGAGCACAAGAUUUCCAAUGCCACGAUACAUUGAUACAGAACACGGUGGCUCACAAGCCAGAUUUUUAUUAUCCAAAGUGAAUCCAUCACAGACGCAUAACAAUAUGUAUGCCUACGGUGGGGACGGUGGUGCACCUGUAUUAACUGAUGACGUAUCACUACAAGUAUUUAUGGAUCAUCUUAAAAAAUUAGCUGUUUCGUCUACAUCGUAAACUGGAAGUUUUAUCAAAAUUCUCAUUGUUUUUCUUUGGCCAAUAUAUUAUUAAUACAACUC